Molecule: messenger RNA, 5497 nt
Organism: Sorex araneus (European shrew)
Lineage: Eukaryota; Metazoa; Chordata; Mammalia; Eulipotyphla; Soricidae
Gene: COL28A1
Product: collagen type XXVIII alpha 1 chain
Exons: 35
Coding region: 125-3541 (1138 amino acids)
Molecular function (GO): serine-type endopeptidase inhibitor activity
Source: RefSeq, a predicted model, not a curated record
UAGCCAUCUGUUCCCAACAAUCAUCCUGGCUGUUGGCAUGGCAUUUGUUUAGCAAGUCUUUAGUUCCUGUCUGACAAGCUACAUUAGGUACUACAAGGCAGAUGAGUUUUCAACAUCUACCAUAAUGUGGAAGAGACAUUUCAUCUUCUAUUUCCUGCUUCUGCCAACUUUUAUGAGUCAAAUAAUACAGAGACAAAGAAAGAAAGGAUCGAAGUCUAAUUUACAUGCAAGAAAAAAUGAUUUCUGGGACUCCACUUGCUUCAUAGAUAUUGUCUUCAUCGUGGACAGCUCUGAAAGUUCUAAAAUUGUUCUUUUUGAUAAACAGAAAGAAUUUGUAACUAGCCUGAGUGAAGAGAUUUUCCAAUUGAUCCCCUCUCGCUCUCUGAGCUAUGACAUCAAACUGGCAGCUCUUCAGUUUAGUAGCUCUGUCCAAAUUGAUCCACCUUUUUCUGCUUGGAAGGACCUGCAAACUUUUAAGCAGAAAAUCAAGUCUAUGAAUUUCCUUGGGCAAGGCACUUUCUCUUAUUAUGCCAUUACCAAUGCCACUAGGUUACUUAAAAGAGAAGGACGAAAAGAUGGUGUGAAAGUGGCUUUGCUAAUGACAGAUGGCAAAGACCAUCCAAAGAGUCCAAGUGUUGAAAGUAUUUCUGAAGAUGCAAGAGCUGCAGGAAUAUUAUUUAUCACCAUUGGACUUUCCACUGUGGUUGAUGAAGCCAAACUUCGUUUGAUAUCUGGGGAUGCAUCUGGUGAACCCAUUCUUCUGUUGAGUGAUCCAACCCUUAUAGAUAAAAUUCGGGAUCGCCUGGAUAUCUUAUUUGAAAUGAAGUGUGAACGCAAGAUUUGUGAGUGUGAAAAGGGAGAUCCAGGUGACCCAGGACUUCCGGGUACUCAUGGAAACCCAGGUAUCAAAGGUGACCGAGGACCAAAAGGAAACCCGGGUGAUGCUCAGAAAGGGGAGCCUGGAGAAAAAGGCCCGGGGGGAAAUCCUGGGUUCAAGGGUGAAAAGGGUGGACGUGGUGAAUGUGGCAAACCAGGAAUUAAAGGUGACAAAGGAUCCCCAGGGCCAUAUGGAUUAAAAGGACCCAGAGGACUUCAGGGCAUUAGUGGACCUCCAGGGGACCCAGGGCCGAAGGGAUUUCAAGGCAGUAAGGGGGAGCCAGGUCCUCCUGGUCCUUAUGGUCCUCCAGGAACCCCUGGAAUUGGACAGCAAGGUAUUAAGGGGGAAAGAGGCCAGGAGGGAAGAAUAGGAGCUCCAGGACCAAUUGGAGUUGGUGAACCGGGUCAGCCUGGUCCCCGUGGUCCUGAGGGAGCACCAGGAGAGAGGGGGGUACCUGGAGAAGGAUUUCCCGGACCAAAGGGUGAAAAGGGCUCUGAGGGACCAAUUGGCCCACAAGGAUUACAAGGCCUGUCAAUAAAAGGAGACAAGGGGGAUUUGGGACCGGUGGGGCCUCAAGGACCAAUGGGCAUCCCUGGAAUUGGCAGCCCAGGGGAACAGGGAAUCCAAGGACCAAUUGGACUUCCAGGUCCUCAAGGACCCCCAGGACAAGGCUUACCUGGCUCCAAGGGAGAAGAAGGCCAGAGAGGACCUACAGGUCCUAGAGGGCCAAUUGGAAUUGGAGUACAAGGUCCAAAGGGAGAGCCAGGCUCAGUAGGACCCCCGGGACAGCCAGGAGUGCCUGGAGAAGAUGGAAAAGCAGGGAAGAAGGGAGAGGCGGGACUUCCUGGAAUAAGAGGCCCAGAAGGCCCACCUGGAAAAGGACCCCCUGGCUCCAAGGGUGAUGAAGGUAAGAAAGGGAGCAAAGGAAAUCAAGGACAGAGGGGAUUUCCAGGAUCUGAAGGGCCAAAGGGUGAUCCAGGGGCGAUCGGCCCUUAUGGGAUGCCUGGAGCAUCAAUUCCUGGUCCACCUGGAACAAAGGGAGAUAGAGGAGGACCUGGGUUGCCUGGAUUUAAAGGAGAACCUGGACUUUCAAUUCGAGGACCAAAGGGUGUGCAAGGCCCUCCAGGACCAGUGGGUGCUCCAGGAGUCAAAGGAGAUGGCUAUCCUGGUGUGGCUGGACCUCGAGGACUACCAGGACCUCCAGGACCAAUGGGUUUACGUGGAGUGGGGGACACUGGAGCAAAGGGAGAACCUGGUGUGAGGGGUCCCCCUGGCCCAUCUGGGCCUCGAGGUAUUGGAACCCAAGGGCCAAAGGGUGAUAUUGGGCAGAAAGGUUUGCCUGGUUCCCCUGGUCCUCCUGGCUAUGGACUACAAGGAAUUAAAGGGGAACAAGGCCCUCAAGGCUUUCCAGGAGUGAAAGGCAUGAUGGGCCGUGGCCUCCCAGGCCAGAAGGGAGAACAUGGAGAACGAGGUGAUGUGGGAAAGAAAGGUGAUAAAGGGGAAAUUGGAGAUCCUGGAUCUCCAGGAACACAGGGGUUACAAGGACCAAAAGGAGACAUAGGACUUACCAAAGAAGAAAUUAUCAAACUUAUUUCAGAAAUAUGUGGUUGUGGACCCAAAUGCAAAGAGGUUCCAUUAGAACUGGUGUUUGUAGUUGACAGCUCAGAAAGUGUGGGACCAGAGAAUUUCCACAUCAUCAAGAAUUUUGUGAAGAUUCUGACUGAUCAGGUGGCUCUUGACCUCGCUCGAAUAGGCAUAAUCAACUAUAGCCAUAAAGUGGAGAACGUGGCUCAUUUGACCCAGUUCUCCAACAAGGAUGAAUUCAAGCUGGCUGUGGAUGAUAUGCAGUAUCUGGGGGAAGGCACCUACACAGCCACAGCACUCCAUGCAGCUAACCACAUGUUUGAGGCUGCAAGACCAGGUGUAAAGAAGGUGGCUUUGGUCAUCACUGAUGGACAGACAGAUAACCGUGAUGCAAAGAAUCUGCCCAAUGUGGUCAAGAAUGCCAGUAUCAUUAAUGUGGAAAUAUUUGUGAUUGGGGUGGUAAAGAAAAAUGAUCCCAACUUUGAAUUAUUCCACAAAGAAAUGAAUCUGAUUGCUACUGACCCAGAUAAUAAACAUGUUUAUCUAUUUGAUGACUUCAUUACACUACAAGAUACCCUGACACAAAAAUUGUUUCGGAAAAACUGUGAGGAUUUUGAUUCCUACCUUUUUCAAGUUUUGGGUUCACCCCUUGAAUCUGGAUUGAUGACUGCAGGGGGAGAACCGAGUGAACCUACUCCUGAGCCUCAGAAAGCAAUGCCAGAAUCUGACAAAGAGAACCAACCUACAGAACUUAUUUGGGCUGACAGCCUGGCUGCCACUCCUUCAUCAGAUGUCACAACAACUCGGGGACCACUACUCGACCCCUCAAAAGAUGAGAAAGAAGGUCUGGAAACCCGAACUCCAAGUCCCAUUUUGAUUUUACAGUCAGAAACAUUGGUGCAUAAAGAUCCUAGAUGUUUGGAAUCCCUGGAUCCUGGAAAUUGUGACAAAUAUGUUGUUCGAUGGUACUAUGAUAAGGAUGUCAAUUCUUGUGCCCGUUUUUGGUUCAGUGGCUGUAGUGGUUCAAGAAAUAGAUUCUACAGUAAAAAGGAAUGUCAAGAAAUCUGCAUUCAAGAAUGAGAAAGUAAAUUUAUUUGCAAUGAAUGACGUCUAUCAAUAAUCUAAGAUCCUCUAUAACUUCAAAUAUUUACCCAUUGUAAAUAGCACCAUAUUUGAAUACAAAUAGUACUUACACUUGUAGACAUAAGUUAAUUCUUAUAACUAUCCACCACUACCUCCCCACCCCCAAGGAUGGAGGGAUUAAUAGCCUUUUUAACAGGUGAAGAAGCUGAAGGUUCUGAGAAACUUAGUAACUUGUGAACUAUCACCCAACUAAAAAAAGUGCAGAACUAGAUUAUGACCCAAGACUUUAGAACUUCAAAAUAUGGUCUUUUAUGUGUGGGAUAUAGACUUCCUCAGGGAAUAUCAAAUGUGCAAAGGCAAUAGAAACAAAGAGCACAAGAACUGGUUUUCAGUAGGAAGUUUGCCACUGGGGCAGGAGUGUGUGUGGCGGGGAGGAGAUUAGUUAGGGAGGGGAACUCUAGGACAAUCAUGGAGAGAAAAUGUGCCACCGCAGAGGUAUGCUGGGUUGCAGGAGGGAAACUGGGUACACUGGUGGAGACUAAGGAACAUUGUCUGCCUGAAACUCAAUCACAAGUUAUCUUUGUAAUUCACAGUGAUUUAAAAAUAAAUAAAUAAAUACAGGUUCUACUUCCCAGCCUGCAAUAUAGUCUUAUUCUGGUUGCUUCCUAUUCUGCAUGUUACAGAUUAAUCUCCUACCCCAGCCCUCCCUGUAUUCUUCCUGGUCCUCUACUUUCCCCCAUCUAUUUAAUCCCCCUAAGUUCCCCUCAUAGCAUUGUCAGUAGCAAAGGAAGGCAGUGGGAAAAGGCUUGGUUUGGGAAAUUAGUAAUUAAAGAUGAUGGGUGAGUUUUGCACAGCGGUAGGCAUUUGCCUUGCACGCGGCCGAGUUCAAUUCCUUCGUCCCUCUCAGAGAGCCCUGCAAGCUACCGAGAGUAUCUGGCCCACAAGGCAGAGUCUGUCAAGCUACCCGUGGUGUAGUCAAUAUGCCAAAAACAGUAACAACAAGUCUCACAAUGGAGACGUUACUGGUGCCUGCUCGAGCAAAUGGAUGAACAAUGGGACGACAGUGCUGCAGCGCAUAAGAGCUGGCAAGACAAGAAAGAUAUCCUGCUUGGAAGAGACCCCACAAGAUAUAAUAGUUCUGAGACAGAGAAUUAGGAAAAAAUGGGAUGGUGAAGGUAGUUAGAUCCCACCAGCACCUCUCCUCCAAACACAAACAGGCACAUUCUUCCCUUUGUUAUUGUUGUCAUAUACUUGGUUACAGUGUUCCCACACUUGAUUGUGAUGUUGGAAUUGCAUUCAGCAGGUAGGACAUGUCAGUGAGCAAAAUCCUAAUCUCAUGCCUGAAAGGCAGGUACUCUACUAAUGAGCUAUCCUAGGCUCCCAAGGAUAGUUAGAUUUGUAUCUUACUCGCCAUAAAAGUGAUCAGCAAUCAGAAUUAAAAUUAUUGAACUGAAAUUGAUUAGUAACUGUUACUCCCUACUUCUCCAGCAUGUUUGUUAACAAGUUCUUUAAUUUAUGUCUAAACUAAACAUGUAAAAGAAAAAUUGCAAUUUGAACAUCUUCCUUUAAAAUUUGCAAAUAAAGUGCUUUCCACUUUUAUAUCAUCUGUAUCUUAAAUUUGGAUGUGAAAGUUCUUUUUUGAAACUUUAUCAGAUUGUUCUUCUCUCUUCAUCUUCUCUCUCUCAUAUUUCCUAAAUAAAAUGAUUCUACUUCACUAAAAAAAUAACUAAUAAAAUACAUAAAAGGAACUUUGAAUUUUAUGGAAUGGAAUGGGAAGGUGAGUAGUAUAUUUUAAAGAUAAGACUUUAACAGAAAAGGGAGCCAGAAACUAAAGUAUGAUCCAUCAGUGAAAUAGAUAAUUGACUGUGAUUUUAUAACAAUCCCGUGAUGUCAAAUUUGAGGAGACCAUUAGACCAUUAGCUGAGUUUUUGUAUAGAUCACCUCAUGACACAC